AUGGCUUCAGCAAUGGAUUCAUCAAAUCAUAUAAUACCUUUUAAUGGUAAUGUGUUACCAAAAUUUAGCGAAUAUCGAUCUCGAGUAAUGCUCGGUGAUCUUCCGUCAGAUUUUCUUCGUAUACAACUUGUAGAAUCACAAGUUUAUGGACCAUCAAUUUUUCAACAAGAACUUGAUGAAAAUUCAAAUUUUCUUGGUUAUCUUACUGUGACUAUUGCUGAAGCUAAAUUAAUAAAAAAUUCUGGUCCAUUAGGUCUUCUUCGAAUGGAUCCAUAUGUUCGUUUUCAAAUUGGUCCUAUUUCACAUGAAACACCAACAGCGUCUGGUGGUGGUAAAAAUCCACAAUGGAAUGUAUCAUAUCGAAUUGCUUUAUUUAAAGGAAUGGAUAAAAUUCAUAUUGAAUUAUUCGAUCAACGUAGUUUUACAGAAGAUAGUUUUAUUGGAGAAUGUGUCAUCGAAAUUAAACAUGAAGUAAUCGAUGGUCGAACACAUCAACAUUGGUAUCCAUUAAUGGGACACGAAACAAAUGCAAAUGAAAAUCAAGGAGAUAUUCUUGUUAUUAUGAGUUUAACGCCAAUGAUAUCAGAUCAACCACCAACAAUAGAAAAUUCAAGUCUUGUAAAUAGUUCAACUGGUUCUUCAUCAACAUCAUCACAAUCGAAUAGUAUUAUUGAAUCGACACCAAUUUAUUCGUCAGAUGACAUACGAACAAUUGAAGAAAUGUUUCCUGCAAUUGAUCGUCAAACAAUUAUUGAUUUAAUGGAUAAACAUGGAGGAAAUAAAGAUCUUGUUGUUAAUCAUCUUUUACAAAAUAAUGUCUCAUAA
Molecule: messenger RNA, 825 nt
Organism: Rotaria sordida
Lineage: Eukaryota; Metazoa; Rotifera; Eurotatoria; Philodinida; Philodinidae
Source: the annotation of a GenBank genome assembly